Messenger RNA from Dermatophagoides farinae (American house dust mite), 2374 nucleotides. Lineage: Eukaryota; Metazoa; Arthropoda; Arachnida; Sarcoptiformes; Pyroglyphidae. The record is from RefSeq and is a predicted model, not a curated record.
UGACUCGCGCUUCGAUUGGACCGUUGUGAAAUUUUAUUCAACACCAUUAUUUUAUAUACAAGAUGUUUAAUGUUUGAAAAUGGCUACAUCUAAGGAUAUUUUCGAAGGAAAUUCUUUCAUCUCAAGUCCAAACAUCAAUGAAGAUGGCAAACGUAAAGUUAGCCUUUCGAGACGUGCUUUGGAUAGCCGAAAAAGUUUACGUACAUUUGAAGCUGAUCCUGAUGAUCAAGAGAAAUCUAUCGAAAGACGCGUGGAUCAAAAAGAAUUUGGUGUCUAUUUGAAUUCAUUGCUUGAAAUCAAUUCUAAAUCAUUCAAUCCAAAUAAUGCUUUUUCUUACAAUUUCAUAAGCAAUAUGAAGUUUAUUUUACCAAACGACAAUGUUGAUUUCAAGAUGAUAGGAAUGUCGAUCGAUGCUGGAACUAAACUUUAUGAAAGUAAAGUGGAUCUUGUUUUUUCAAAUACGCAAAAAAUAUCGUCCAGUUUAUCCAUGGCAACCGCUGAACAAAAUGAUGCAAAUUUUGAUGAUGGUCUUUUUGAUAACGAUUUUGGUGAAAAUAAUGACAGAGCAAGACGUAAAAGGCAAAGAAAAAACAUCAAAACAAUUGCAGCUAAUAUUGAAUCGUUGAAUGGAAAACUUGAAACAAAUAUUGAAAUCGAUCCAUUGUUUCAUCAUUUGUCGGCUGCAUUCGAUGUUGGCAAUGUCAAUUCUUUGUUAAUGGCCAACUUAUCGGUAAAUCCACAUGCUACCAUGUUAUUGGAUUCAAAAGCAAGUUUAGAUUUUGAUUCAUUACCAAAUAUCGAAAGCUGUACUAUAAAAUUUCCAUUCUUAAAGCCUGAAUAUGCUUUCGAACAUCAUUACAUUAGUCGUCCUUGCAUGAAUUUUGAAUUUCUUCGUCGAGACAUUGAUAUCGAACCAGAAGAAUUGUCCAGCCAACAACAACAGCAACAAUUCGAUACAGACACUAAUUUAAAUUUUGAUUUCGAUAUCAACGCAAACGUCGAUGAUAUUCAUGAACCAGACGAUGUCAAUUUCGAUGAUUACGUCAAUCCUUCAAUAAUGAGUGAAUCAAUUGCGAAUGAAAGUGAUUCCGAUUCUGAAAACAUUCUAAAAUUUUUACCACGAGCUGAAGAAAUGAAUAAUCAAUUCUUCGAUGGAGAAUUUUUGAAAAAAACUUUCCGAAACGUUGCCCGAUAUCGUUAUUUGAAUCGUAAUAAAAAAUCAGCGGUAAAACCUAAACGACAACGAGCGGCUCAUAUUGCUCAUGAUUUCAGUAUUAAGCAUACAGAUUUCGUUAAAAAAUUUAAAAUUUCAAGCCUUUCUCAUUUUCAAGAUCAAACAGUAUCCAAAUGGAUUAGUUCUGCAGACGGAAGAACAUUGUGUGAGAUUCAACGAAACUACAAAAUGAAUGAUAAAACUAGAUCUUGUUUCACCAUUGAUUAUAAUUUCCAUGGAUUGAUUGAAAACAAGAAUAGUAAUAGGAGAGACAAUAACGAUUACAAUGAUGAUGGCAUUAUGAACAAUGAAUUUGAUGGUGACCACCAUAUGGACGAAACAAUUCGACAACAAACGGAUUUUGAUUUCGAUAAUGAUUUGGCUGCAGAUAGAUUUAAUUUGGAUUUAGAUACCGAGCCUAUUAAUUUAGAUUCCGAACCCAGUCAUGUUGAUGCAUUGGAUAUUGAUUAUGCAAAAGUGGCCAAAAAAGUUGAUAUAAAACGUGUGAAAUUAAGUAUGUGGUCACUAAUCAAACAAGCAACGGUAACCACUAGUCCGAUAAUGGAUGAAGAAAUUUCCAGCAACAAUACAUCAUCGUCGGAUAUUGGUGAUAGCCAAAAAAAUUUUUCAUUUUCCAAAUUACGUCAAAAUCUGCCAUUUACAUUACGACAAAAUUUGAAUGAAAAUCUUAGUACACCGAUUUCAUUUGUAGCCUUAUUACAUUUAUGUAAUGAAAAGAAUCUUAAAUUGACACCCGGAGAGCUUUCCGAUUUUCAAAUCGAUGCACCUGUUUUAUGAUUAUAAUUAAUUUUUUUUUUUCGGAAAUACGAUGGUAGUUUUUCAAAAAAUUUAAGAUUUAAAAGAUUUAAAUUACGAACAAUCGAUAGUUUUGUCCAUCAUUUUGUCACGUGGAUAAAUUAACCAUUUUUUUCCAGACACUAGAUGACAGCACAUGUCAAUGAAUGAUUUUUGAAAAAAACAAAACAAAAUGUGAAAUUAUAUAUUGUUGUCAGGUAUCAAAUCUUAGAGAUAUACCUCUUCUGGUAUGAAUAAACUACUAUUGUGAAACUUAUUAAUAAUUAAUUUUUUUGUCUUUUUUUUUGAUUGAUUCAUAUAUGAACUUUGUUCGAAUUGAAGUAUGAAUAAAUUUUGUGAUUUUUU